UACCGCCCAUACAAUUUCCCUGAACCUUUUAUUAUUCUUCCACGAUAAGCCCAUAUAUCGCUCGCAGCUCUGAUCAGCUCUGGUCACGCUCUCUCAACUGCCUCCGCUCAGCUUGCACGAUCCAUCUUAUUCAUCGGUACACCAUGGACCAGCCACAACCACCCACCGACCAACCUCAGCAACCCCCGCCGGCGACCCUGACAAACCCCCGCUUUACCCUCGAGCUCGAAUUUGUCUCGUCGUUGGCGAACCCAUACUACCUCUCUCACCUCGCUGUUACAUACCCUCACCUACUGGGCAUUUCUAACUCCGGCGAUGAAGUUGACGCGACCAAGGACACCGUGGAUCCCGACGCGCAGGCCUUCGCCGCAUACCUUGCCUACCUCUACUCCUACUGGAAAACCCCCGAAUAUGCCCAAUUCCUGACCCAUCCUGGCGCCACUCUACGCGCACUACGGCUUCUCCAGGAAGAAGCAUUCCGCCGCGACAUCAUCCGCCCACAGGUCAUCGAAGGACUCGCGGGGAUGGGUAUCAAUGCUGAAGAAGGCGGCAUAACCGCGGAGCAGGAAGGAGAACAAGACAGGGAGGGGCAGGGAAAACAGGAAGAAGUGGGGAAUAAUAACACUUCAAAGACCUGAGGGUCGUUUCCCCGAAACUGCGAGGAAGAGGCCCGGCGUCUUCGCUCGACCUCUACGAUAGGCUUGCUCGGCUACAACCUAAAAAGGAAAGCGUUGCGGGCGGCGGAGAAGAUUCAGGGGAUCUACAUCGGGGGACAGAAUUGGGUUUCUUCAAACCUAUUUGGCUACCCUCUCCCCGCAAAGUUGCUUCGAUUGAGGUUCCGGACGCACUGAUGCUCUUUGGUUCACGACGGCGUGGAGCGUCAUGUGUGACCGAGGCACUCCCGCUUUUCCUUGAAUGGUUCGUUGCGGUCGGCUAUUCUUGGAAGCGGUGCCCUAUGAGGUGACAUGUAGCGCUUUGUUUUUGGGUUCUCGCCGUGUCUGUGCUGCAUAGCUCGGAAUGUACUGGUAGCUUGAUUCUUGCUCGGCAUCUCCCCUACAUGCGGGGGAGCGCUUUCUACUACUCGAUUAUGCACCGAGAGAAUAUGUGCAUGCGGUUGAUAGACUGUGUCUUGUGACCAGCGAGAGUAAGAUGGAAUAUUGAAUGGGUGUUUAUUCAAAUUGUAAGAUCUGUCAGAGUUCUCCUCUUGAAUGUUGAGUACAACUUGUCCUACUUCCCCAAUUACGAGUUCCAGCUAUGACGUUGGCCGCGAUUUGUUUAUUUCUCGCUCUCUUCCUCUGUGGCGGAAUGGGCAGUAAUUGGAACUGGAGGGUAUGAGAGUGAUUU
Molecule: messenger RNA, 1344 nt
Organism: Aspergillus alliaceus
Lineage: Eukaryota; Fungi; Ascomycota; Eurotiomycetes; Eurotiales; Aspergillaceae
Product: mediator of RNA polymerase II transcription subunit 31
Exons: 1
Coding region: 144-638 (164 amino acids)
Biological process (GO): regulation of transcription by RNA polymerase II
Cellular component (GO): core mediator complex; mediator complex
Molecular function (GO): transcription coregulator activity
Source: RefSeq, a predicted model, not a curated record